AGACAACAGGAACGAGACCAAAAUGGCCGAUGCAUUGUGCGGUCCGUCGAACGCCCUGCAAAGCUUCCAGAAACAUGCUGCGACAGACCGGACUCUGCAACAAGACAGACUGGUGCAACGACACUCCCCUUCUCAGCAGCAGGGCUUUCGAUCAUCACCGGGACCAGCGGGAACUUUAGAUCCGGAAUUCGAGGCUUUCCAAGCCGGCGCCUCUCCACAGACCCUCUCCGAAGCCAGCCAUUUCAACCAUCACCUACCCCCUCAGCACCAUGCUGCUCCGCAGUCGUCUCUUCCUGGCUGGGCUUCAGACUUCCAGAACCUGACCAUAGGAUCCGCCCCUCCUCAGUUUGCUCCGUCGCACCAGGCGCAGUCGCACGUGGGGCAAGGCGGGGCAUCAUGGCACCAAGACUUCCUGCAACAGCAGAGCGGACCGUCGCCGCAGACUAUGCAACCAUCGCAAUUACGCCCGUCAUUUUCGCCGAUGGCUCAUCAGCCUCUCUACGCGCCGAUGUAUUCGCCGAUGAAUCAAGUCAGCGAGCAGCCCGGAAAGCAGCGGGCCGAGUUUUAUGAGGAGAACCUAUUCGAUGAUGCAGCGUUCGAGAGAGCCUUCGACGACGCCAGAGCAGAGAUUUCUUUGGGAGAGAAUGUGGAGAGAGAACUCCUAAACCCAGAUGUAACGUACGAUCCAGUGCACGAUGAGUCGAUACACGACACCAUCAGCUACUUGCAAAACCAAGGCCUGGACGCCGAGGCCGACUACUACACGCAAUACACGCCCGAGGAGCUCCAACGAAUAGAGCGGGAGCACAGAGAAAAGGGACAGGGGGUAGCGGAGCAGCAGCCCCAGGUGAUUGACGAUGACGCCCUCGCGCAGACUGCCGGACAGCUGUUGCAGAGUGUAUCCGAUAACACGAGCCAAAAGUUCCAGGAAAGCAACUUUUUGGCCUUGAUGCGCAAGAUCCGGGACAAAGAGAUCAAGGUGGAGGGAGAUCACAUGGUCGAAGUCAGUCUGCCCUCGUCUCCUCUAAGCACAACGACAGUUGAGACCCCGUCAACUGAGUUCACACCCAUCCCCUUCCCAGACCCUGGGAUGUCUCUGGAGUGGGGCCUCGUGUCAUCCUCACUUUCGCGGCCAGGUUCGUAUGAUGGCCAUGGCAUGGACGUGUCGGGACUCAACCCCGCGUACCUCCUCCAUAACCAUAAACCUGAGUCGGUCGCUUGCAAGGUGUUAGGAUGUGAUGGCUCCGCCCAUUGCACAUAUCACGCGCCUUGACCCCAUAGCCCUUACUUAGCAUCGCCAAUACCUUUGUGCAUCGUUCUAACUUGACCUGUUUGGAUAGACCCGAGAGUCCCGGAUACCACCGUCGGAGCAAGAUAUUGACUCUGGCCGGGACCCUUUACAACUCGCGAACGGUGGCUCACCCCCAUCGAACGCCUUCCCCGCUGGUGAGUCUUCUGCUAGCU
Eremomyces bilateralis CBS 781.70 is the source of this 1464-nucleotide messenger RNA. RefSeq lists its product as uncharacterized. Bases 23 to 1273 code for a protein of 416 amino acids. NCBI's taxonomy places the organism in Eukaryota, Fungi, Ascomycota, Dothideomycetes, Eremomycetales, Eremomycetaceae. The record is from RefSeq and is a predicted model, not a curated record. The transcript has 2 exons.